CUUUUCCAAAAAUAUUUUCUUAAUAUAGAAAUAUUUAACUAGUUCAAUUCUUGUUAUAAAUAGGAAAAUAAAAUGGUUGGCAGGAAAAAGAAAGAGGAAAAUCAUCUGUAGAUAAUAAAAAUUCAUUUCCUUCUAUAAAAACCUUUUCUUGUUAACAAUUUUUAAUCAAUAUCUUUGUUAAUUUCUUCGUAAAAGAAGAUUGACAAUAAUAUUCCAUUAUUUUAGACAAUAGUAAUACUCUUUUUUUCUCUUCCAAAAAGACAAUCAUAUACUAUACGUUACUUAAAAAACGACAACAACUUGGCGUUUUCAGUGUAUAGAUAAUACAUAUGAGACGCUCUCAGACACAGUAAUAGAGACACCCAUUAUGACUUCCUUUUCUGGCGCCGGUGAAGGCGUUUCUCGCCGGCGCCGGGACUCACAGUCACCGGUCCACCUAUGCCUCCUUUUCAUAGCUAUGUUCUUUUCAUACCUUUUACUCUGUGUUUCACCGUUCAUAAAGCUGUUAUUAUGCGGUGGAGAGAAGAUCCGAAGCUCUAUGCGACGAAGACAGAUAAGAAGAUUCAUAGAACCACCUCUAUCGGCCUCACUUGCCCUCAGGUUGGUCUUCUCAUCAGCGUUGAGUCUGGAAGUUUUCUCCGCUGCUGCUGUUCAAUGCUUUUCGGGUAAAAGCCCCGACGUUUUCUUUACGGGUGACUGUCGUACUUCCUUGGGCGCCAGCGCUUCCUCUGUUCAAAUUCCGGCGAGGACUCCAUAUUCUCAAAGAAGCCCUCUCUUCCUGUCUCCGGGAACCGACGAGCUCUUUCAUCCACCGUUUGAGGUGCCCCUUACUUCAUCCGACACCAGAUCUGAAAGCAGCCCUUGGCUUGAUCUGAAGAGUUUCAGAAGCUUCUUAUCCCUCUCGUUUCCCACGAUGAUGAUGCCUGCGUUUAGUCUCCUCCGUAGCCUGGUUGGCCGUCAACAAAGCAGUCUCGGUGAUAGCUCCUUCAACGGCGGCGGCAAGUUCAGCCUAGGUUACGAGUGCAUCUUGGGUCUUUCAGCUGACAUUGGGCCUCAUUUACCUUUCUUUUGGGCUUGGCCCACUAAACUUAUGGUAAAGGUCAGCUUUUUUACUAGUCAAUUAAAAAACAGAGUCGUGGUGAGAGACACGAUUAUAGCAUGUAUGGUCUUAAACUGUAUGACUAGAUUUGUAAAGAUUUUCGGUGGAUUCACCGACGUUUGUGAUUUGUACGCAUUGCCAUAUAUCUACUUCAUGAAGAAAUUAUUGGUGGGUUCACCAAGUCAUGUUCCAUGUUCGAUUUCAUUCCCAUACUUCCUUUCUAUGAAAGGAGAAGACUUCUCGGCUUUUACGUCGGGUAAGUGUUCCAGCUUUUACGCCGUCUUGUUAUCUUAUGUAGUGGUCUGUACGGGGCCUGAAGAUGCAAGCGAGACUACUUUGGUUUAUCUCGUUGGUGAAAACUGGGUCUCAACGUCACUUGUGACUAACUUUCAGCUCUCCGACUUUGUCGUGAAGCUCUUAUCGACGCAUUCAAGCUUUGCUUUUGAUGUAGAUAAGUAUUUGGAAUAUUUCCAAAUAUCUUAUUAUUUGUUUUAUUAAUAUUAGAUAAUUAUCUUUAUUAUUUUAGGGUUUUAUUGUGUUUUUAUAUAUAGCCGUCUAGGAUUAAGUUUGUAUUCAAUUGAUUGAUUAUUAAUAAAAGUUGAGAGUUUUCUCUUUUGUUCCUUGUUUUCGGUAGAUCAUAGGUGAUCUCAACGAAUUUAAGAAGACAUUGAUCUUAGGCAUUCUUAGACUAAGUAAGAUCCUUGUGAUUAUCCUAGUUUUCCGGGUAUUCUAAGAAUCAACGGAUCUCUAGUCCUAUCCUAUAAAGCUUCCGCUACAUCAGCUUUGAAUUCGCU
Brassica oleracea var. oleracea is the source of this 1893-nucleotide messenger RNA. RefSeq lists its product as uncharacterized. The record is from RefSeq and is a predicted model, not a curated record. Bases 368 to 1597 code for a protein of 409 amino acids. NCBI's taxonomy places the organism in Eukaryota, Viridiplantae, Streptophyta, Magnoliopsida, Brassicales, Brassicaceae. The transcript has 2 exons.